Molecule: messenger RNA, 4347 nt
Organism: Carassius auratus (goldfish)
Lineage: Eukaryota; Metazoa; Chordata; Actinopteri; Cypriniformes; Cyprinidae
Exons: 12
Coding region: 484-4347 (1287 amino acids)
Biological process (GO): regulation of ARF protein signal transduction
Molecular function (GO): guanyl-nucleotide exchange factor activity
Source: RefSeq, a predicted model, not a curated record
ACACAGCUCGUGCUCUCACCGGUGGAGCUGAUGUCUUACUCUAUUAGUUAGACUCACUCAGUUCUCAGCUGUCAUUCUCAUUCCCUCGUAAAACACGAAUGCAAGCCAGAGUCGAGGAGCUGUCCACUUCAGCACCGCUAGCAGGACUGUCCAGACAGACCCAGACUGAGCCUCCUGAAGAUGAUGAAGAUGAUGAUGCUGCUGAGUGCAUGCGGACUGCAGUAACACAUCAGAGGCAGACCCGCAUUCCUCCAUCCAAACAGCCAUCUGAGCCUCCGGUGCAGUGGUCCAUGCCAUUAUCUGUCUGUAGUAGCUGGUCUGGCAGGAAAGGGUAUCUGAAGAACGGCAACUCAAAAUCUCAACUCAAACAAUCACAGGAAUUCACAAACUGACCAGAACGGGAAAGGGAUCCCAGUUUCAUUCUGUUCAUCUCUUCUUCAGUUUUCAUCACAGUGUCUUUUUGUGUUGUACUGUUAUGACGCCAUGUCUCAAACAGGGAAAGUCCUUCAUUUGUAUGUGGAGGUGAGAUCCUCACCAGAGCAUGAUGGGAAAGGUAGCUCCUGUGAGACGACAGCGGAGCAAGAUGGUCCCAUUGAAGCUUUGACCAAAUUAGCACAGGCAGCCUAUGGGUUUCCCGUACCUCCCAGCAGAUCAUUCAAACCAAAUGUUAACUUCAGACUGCAGCCUUCACACAGUUCUUUGGAUUCCCCUCAAAAAUGCAGCAUUCCCCAACAGGAACCAUUCCAACAGGUGCCCUCUGGCCUCAACAACAACAUUGACAGUAAACAAUUAAAACAUGCCCACUCGUCAUACUCCAGACAGACAUCUGGUCCCAGAACACCUUGUCAAACCUGCAGCCAUCACAAGACCUCUAAACCAGAGCUCAGACAGAGGUCCGUAGUCACUUUCAGCUACAUUGAGAAAGCCCAGAUCAAAACCGUAAAGAGUCCUUGUAAUAGUCCCGGUGGAAUAAAGGAGGUAGUGGCUUGCCCGCUUAAGAGGUAUAGUGAUCCAGUGUGGUCACAACCUGCUGAAUCUUCAAGCAAUGAUAGUCCAUUUCACCAGCACAUGGGUUCUAAUUUGAAUCCUAUCGGUCAAGCUGCAACACAGCGAGCACUGAAGGAAUUUGGGUCUCCCCAAUUGAGGUGUAAGUUUUCUAAUUUCUCAGACUGGAGUCCAGAGAUUCAUCAACGCCAGAGGGAACGAUGCCAGUCUUGGGCAGGUCCACCCUUGCCAAACUGCAGUGCCUACCACCAUGAUCCUGACCCAGGCAGGGUAGGAGCUGCUUGUGGUGCCCACAAAAGCCCAGCAUCAGUUGCUUUCUUAUCCCAAACAGUCCACAACAACCAGCAGAAAUCCACCUCCAGGUCUCAAGAAUGCCCCAAGCAGAAUCUCAUUUCAAAGCAAGACUGCUCUGCUCCAGUCAAUCAAAGUUCGGGAAGCUGGGGUGAAGGCAGGCCUCUGCCAGAGCAAAGGACCAGCCUCACAGACACACCCACUCAUGGUUUGAACCAGCUGAGUGGAAGUAAUAAUUCCUCAGCUCUGAACAGUCCUGAGAUAGCCCGCAAGAUUGCUGAAGAGGCAACCAAGGUGUCAACAAUUUUCAACGAGGUCCGAAGUUCUCCUCCCCCCGUUGUUUUCGAGGGUUUGUCUAAUCUAAGCAGCACAAACUAUCAGUAUCCUUCUAGAGAAAUCCAACAUGAGACCUUACAGCAGAGUCGAGUGCAGCAUUCGGCUGUCAAGAUGAACAUACCUGUGCGAGAAGACCAUUCUACGGCAAAUGGGAUGCAUGAAGCGCCAGCUACUAAGAGCUCAGAUUUAAGAGAUGACCUGACCAGUACAUCAUUCUGCUCUGUCCCAGUGGGAGGAGACCCUGAUUCUGUGGCCCUUCCAUCACGUCUUCUUCGUCCAAGUUUGUCCAAAGCAGAUGUGUGUUCUCCACUGCGAGAUCCUCGCCAGCUCAGAGUUGACCGGCCAGUCUCUGACAGCCCCACUUUACACCGUCACAAGCCUCCACAGUACACUGGAGAGGAGUGGACAUCUGGGGAACCCUGGUUCCUGGACGAGGAUGACUGGGAUGACCAUGUCGUCGCAGAGAGCGUGGAGAUCUCCAGGCGGUUGUUUAUCGGUCAGAGUGUAGACGAUUCUCCGGUCAGUUGGACAUCUAGACAGCAAUGGAAAGAGCAGGCAGAGAAAGAUGAAGGGAAGUUCAGUUUGUCAGAAAAACUUGAAGGAAAUCUCAACAGCAGCAGUCCAGUGUACAGAAAAAGAGACGGGGUUGAGGUCAUAGAACGAGGAGAGGAGAAUGUGAGCAAUGUGUUAUGUGGAGCAAACCACAGCCCUGGGGAAAGUGUAGUGGAGAUGACCAGGCUAACACAUCAACAGAGACGGGCUGAAUGGAGGAGAAGACAGGCUUUGCUUCUAGGGCCGGUGGUAUUAGAAGAGGGAGAUGGGGAGAAAGGAGAGGACGAACAGGGGUUUGGAGAUCAGCAGGGUUUGGUUGGGUCAUCCCCGAGCUCUAGUGGAGUAACGGGAAGCCUAGGAGACCGAGAUUGCAUCUCACCUGAGUCCAGCCAGAACAGCAACCAAUCAGAUCACCCAUCAUCAGGAAUACAGUCUGAUGGCGUUUCUUUAGUGCCAGGUCCAUCUCUGCACUGUCAGAAAACUGCUCGUGCCAAGUGGGAGUUUCUGUUUGGCACUCCAGCAGAAAACACUGCCAGCAAACAAGAGAAGAAUGUUCCAGAAUCCUCCACAGCUCCAUCAAGUGGUCACACCACCCCAAUACCGCCCUCUUAUCUGCCACUGAAGGAGCUUGCUCUCAGGGCUAAUCAUGACGUCCAACACGUGGAGGUGGAGCUAGUGACUCCGCCCCCUGCAGCCCCAGGCACCUCCCCCAAAACAGGCAUAAUUCGGCGAACGUUGAAAUACUCCGAGACCGAUCUGGACGCCAUUCCGUUACGAUGUUACCGGGAGACGGACAUAGACGAUGUGCUGUUAGCAGAGCAAGAGGACGCUGACUCUGCGUUUGGGAGUAACCGAAGUGUCAUGGGAACUUCCUGUGCUGGGAGUAGCCCGCUAGGAGAGAUGCCGAAUGAAAGAACAGAUGGACAGGAGGAGGAGGAGGAGGAGGAGGAAGAGGAGGAUGUUGCGAGCUGGGUCACUGUCAGGAUGCAGGGCGAUGUGAGGAGGCUGUUGGCCUAUCAGGAGCGGGAUGAUGAAGAAGAGGAGUUUUACAGAAUAAUGCUAAAGAGGCCCCAAGGUAGUUUCAUUAAUGAGCACACAGCUCUAAAAUCUCCGAUCCUGGUCCGUGGUCCUCGCAGAAGGUCCAGAGACAGUUUGGACACAUUCAGCCGGCAUUUUGAGUACAUCAUGGAGUCACACCGUGCCAAGGGCACCUCCUACAGCAGUCUGGACAGUCUCGACCUUCUGACCUCUAGCACUCAAACUGUCCUGACCUUUGACCUCCCCACACUGACUCCACAGGUGCAGGGUCAGAUCUACCAGAGUGCCCGGCAAAUCGUGGAGCUCAGCUUUGCUCCGUUGGCACAGAUAGAGAUGCCCAGCCUUUCAGAGUCGUUGCUGACGAUUACAGGGGACACGGAUGCCACGCGGGCGCCAUCAAGUGAACGUCUCAGCAGCGGAUCCGACGAUCGCAACGGACAGAGCUGGCAGAGCAACCCCCCACUUCCACUGCCCAGAGAGAAAUCUCCUCGCUUUACUGCGGACCCAGAUUUGGAUCAGGAGCUGACUGAGCGUUUGGGUUUGGGCAGUAAUGACACUCUCAGUAACGGAAACCGUGCCAAUCUGGACGCUGCCAAACGUCUGGCCAAGCGGCUCUUCAACCUCGACGGCUUCAGGAAGUGCGAUGUUGCACGUCAUUUGAGUAAAAACAAUGACUUCAGUCGCCUGGUGGCAGAGGAAUAUCUGCGCUACUUCAGUUUUACUCAAAUGACUUUGGACCAAGCUCUUAGGGCAUUUCUAUUAGAAUUUGCUCUGACGGGCGAGACACAGGAGAGAGAGAGAAUCUUAGCACACUUUUCCCGUCAAUAUGUGCAGUGCAAUUCAUCUCUCGCACUAUCUGAAGACAGUGUCCACACGCUGACCUGUGCUCUGAUGCUGCUCAACACAGACCUGCACGGCCACAAUGUUGGCAAGCGAAUGUCCUGCAGUCAGUUCAUCGGGAAUCUGGAAGGACUUAACAGCGGACAUGAUUUCCCUAAAGAACUCCUCAAGGCCCUGUACAACUCUAUUAAAAAUGAAAAGCUUCAGUGGACAAUGUUGGUGUCUUUGCAGAGACUCGUCGAGCGUCUCUCCCUGAGAAACAUCACGCGGACGGGACGGCAGUGA